Molecule: messenger RNA, 3864 nt
Organism: Dreissena polymorpha
Lineage: Eukaryota; Metazoa; Mollusca; Bivalvia; Myida; Dreissenidae
Exons: 3
Coding region: 1283-2734 (483 amino acids)
Source: RefSeq, a predicted model, not a curated record
UUCUCAAUGCAAAUAAAAUAGCGCAGCGUUAAAUAUUGUUUUCACCGUCGUCAAGGGGCAUGUAACUCUAACUGACGCAAGUGCCCGGAUGUUGCGAUAUUAUGAAUGAAAACUUAGCUGUUGGUUACUCACAUGUGCUUAUUUAAAUUGUUAAUAUGUCUCAACACAGUUCAGAAGCAGUGAAGCACUAUCCCUUAUGAAAUCUCCCAGGGCCAAGAUGAUGUGUUUAUUGAAAAUAUGGAAUUGAUUGACCAUUUUUAUUUUCACAACAGACCACCAAGCAUUAUUACUGUAGUGAUAAUAUUACAAGUGAUGUAUUACUACUUGAUGAAAACGUGUCCACUUCGAAUUCUGGUGAAGACAUUUACUAUGAGUCAGACUUAAAUGUCAGUUGAUUUUGUCUAAAAAUUGCUGUAAACAUACUUUAAAGAAAAUCUUAAAUUAUGAAUAAGUACAGAUUUAGGUACACAUGAAUCAGAAAACAAUAUCGCACUCGGAAUGCAUUAUCGACUGAAGAAAUUCGAAACCGAUCUACAAGUAGAUCUACUGUGUUUAAAAAACAACUCUAUUUAGGUCGUUGAAAUUGGACGCCAUUUCUUUACAAUUCUUUCAAUUGAACGUGAAUUGUUCCGCAUUUAACUAUUAAGAUAUUUAUGUGUUUCGGUUAGCUGCGGAUCGUAAAAUUGUGUAUUGGUAUACGUUGGUUUGAAUGCAACAAGAAAAAUGAGCUAACUUAACUCGAAAUUUUUGCUUAACUGACAUUGUGAUUAAAGUGCAUGGUUGAUACUGUGGAAAUCACGCGAAUACCUGCCUUUCAUUUAGACAUUACUGUAAUUGUGUUGGAAUUGAUUUAAUGCUUUAGUUAAGUAUCGAAUUGACGAGGUUUAAAAAUUGUAUUAACAGUGGAAUUUAAGGUUAGCUUUACAAUGAUAUUUGUAAGUUUAUAAGACUUUCGAUUUAAGUAGCUUUCAUUCGCAGAAUAGACUUUAACGUUCACAUAUAAACAAUCUUUAAUAUACAUCGGAACUAAAACCUAAGUUUAACAUAACACGGAUUAUGUCCCUUAAGUUUUAUUGAUAUUGUUAUUUAAAUUGCACACUUGAUCAUAUAAACUAAUACUUUCUGCUGUAUAACAUAAAUUGAUAUGCACAGUCAAAAUAUGUCGAACCCUGUCGUGCUCACUUUAUAUUACUUCGUGCAGGAUACUCAUAUCUCUGACAUUGACUAAGCCAGGUCGCAUGCAGACCACGAAUGUUUCAAUAUUAGCUACAGCACCGUAUAAAUGGCUGAUGGAGGCAUAAUACGUGAUGUACCAGGAGGGAUCCCUAGACAAGUCAAUGUGUCCUGCAGUCCCACUGUGUUUCAAUUUGAACAACUGUCUGCAGAAACAUGUAUUCUGAUGAAUGUUCUGGGCUAUGGGCCUCACAUCCGACAGGCUCGGAUAGACGCAUUCAAAGCUCAUGACAGGCAUAUGACUGCACUGGCGCGUGGUAAUUCAACGUGGGUCACUACGGGUAGCAAGGCUGAGGGUCUUACCAACUAUAGGGAGAGUGAUACAGACUCAAUGUGUGUUACAAAUCAUGUAAUGUGUUUAGAAGAAGGUGUUGAUUCAAGUAUUGUUCCUGGCGAGAAAAGCAUAUUUAGAUCCUGCAGUCGUAUUAGUUACCAUGGACACUGUAGAUUGCUACUAGAGAGAUACGGUACACGCAUUCCUACUAUAAUAAACAAUGCCUUGUGUGAUGAUGGAUAUGGUAGUGGACUAUUAAGCAGUGACUUAUAUGUUAAUCAAAUGCUGAAUGUAAAAUACAUGUAUAACGAAAGAACUGUGGGACAUGAGCGUGCGGGACCGUCUGCGCCAUUUACAAGUAAUGGUAUUGAUCAUGCAGAUUUAGUGGGUGCACUACAUUUUAAAUGCCCCAGCAUCCUAACAAGAUGGGCGGCAAGACAUCGCAACUGGCCAUCAUCUGACGUUGUUCAGGAGGUUGUAUCACUAGGAGCAUUUGUUUCUCCUGUUGGGGUCAAAGGCAGCGAUUAUGAACCUGUUGAAUGGAGAAUGUGUUUCAACACCGGAGAAAACAUGCUGGUAAAUAAUCUCCAUGACACUCAAGUGAAACUGUAUGUUUUAUUAAAAAUGGUGAAGAAUGAUGUACUAAAACCUUGUAAGAAAGAGGUUACAUCGUUUAUAGUGAAAAAUAUUGUAUUAUGGAUAGCAGAAAAUAACCCACAGUCAUUGUUUAAUGAAAGAAGUCUGUUUCACUGGCUGCAUGAAGGAUUAUAUGCACUAAGAGUUGCUAUAGAUACGAAGGAGCUGCCAUAUUACAUGAUUCCUGAGCGAAAUCUAAUGGCAGCCUGUGCUCUGGAGCAUGAGCAGAAGCUUUCUUUGAUAGCUACUAUUGAUGAAAUGAUGAAAGAUGGUCCGAGGCUCAUACUCAGACUACCGAAGAUACGACAAGCCAUAAUUGCUCACCCUGAGCCACUACGAUGGUACAGCGGGAGGAGGAUAGAGGUGGAGAUGCUGCGGCUGAUAGCCAGUAACCGGAUGGUGGAGAUACUGCAGCUGAUAGCCAAAAACCGUAUUGAUGAAGAGACGGAUGGUAUAUUAAAACAGGAUGUUAUUAUGCAGGCAAAUCUUAGACGCCAGAAGGAGAUUGUUAUGGAGGUUGGCCUGAGGAUGAUUAUGGAAGGGAGUCGAGUAAAUGAUAUGGGGGAUGUAUUGAAUAGUAUGUUGAUGUAAAACUAAGACACAUAUCAAACGCCAUUUGAUUUGUACUUGUAACUCCCAUAUAUAGAUGUAAGGAGUAAUCGUCUGUUGGUUAUUGAGAUUUAUUGUUUGGCAGAAUACAUUGGAAAUGUAAACUUCGUUAAAAAAACAGUUCAUAUAAAAUUGUGAAAAAUGUUGUAUUGUUCCAAUAAUGUAUAUAAAACGACGAAACGAUGAUAAAGGGCUGAUAUAAAAUAUUGAUCACAUUUCACGAUAAAAUAAUUUUUCAAACAAUUGGGCUCUCGUAAAAUCGUAUCUCCAUGUUGAAUGCUAUCUAGGGUCUUAAACUAUGUCCAUAUGUGUUUUGUUGGACAUGUCUUAAUGUAAGAAUUGUUAACUAAAUCAACAUCAAAUUAAAAUGCAAGAAGGUUUAAUAUGUCUGUCUUUAUAAGAGAACAACAUGCUUCUUCAUUUAGUAUAAAUAUGUGUUUUUGCACUUUCUAAUUAAAAGUAUUUUUGAGAACAUUUCAUCGAAACUACCAAACGAUGCAUCCUUAAACUUUUCUCUACAUUAGCUUGUACGUCAUGAAGAUGUUCAUUUCAAGAUAAAAGGGUUGAACAUGUGUUAAGCAGGCUUGUGUUCUUUGAUCAAACGUCCGCAAAUUUAUUUCGUUAAAUGUUUGCUUCAUAUGUCAACCUGACAUGCUAUUGUCGAGAUACGAUUUCGUGAAUCUAACUGCUGAAUUGUAUAUGUUGUUAUUGCGUGCGCUUGAAAACCAUUUACGCAAAUUUGCUAAGAAUUUAAUAAUACAGUCAGUAUAGAUUUCCUUUUUACCCAUUUUGUUGUUGAAGUUAAUUUUUGCAGUUGAUGUUUCAAAUAAUUUAUAUUGUAUUUUAUCCGUGAAUUAUAUAAAUAUAUACGCUCAGUUGAAUCAUCCGAAGGGAUAUUAAAUAAUUAAAACUCUCUGAUUAUACUCCUUUAAUUGACGUUUCGGCAUAAUGCCUUUAUCAAAAGAUUGGAAAUUAUAUGUUAACUACAUUUUUACGUCUUUGGACUGCACAAUUUAAAUAAAAAAGAAAAAUGUUUUAAACGUCAAAUGACGUUGUACAUGAUGACGUCAUAAAUGGCGCUAUUUAAAAUUGCGCUAAAAAAAAGUUAAAAA